CUCCUUGUAGUUUCGUUCAUCGACAACAAAACUCACAUACACGCACUCACAUGCACCGAUAUAUAUACACAUAUAGAGAGAGGAAAACAUCCAUGUAUAUGUAGAUGUAUAUGUAGGAGCUUGUAGAGAGAUGAGGAUAAGCUGCAACGGGUGCAGGGUACUACGGAAGGGUUGCAACCAGGAAUGCAUCAUAAGGCCAUGCCUCCAAUGGAUCAAAUCCCCUGAGUCCCAAGCCAACGCCACUCUCUUCCUCGCCAAGUUCUACGGCCGAGCCGGCCUCCUCAACCUCAUCGAGUCCGGCCCCUACCAUCUCCGCCCCGCAAUAUUUAAGUCGUUGUUGUACGAGGCGUGUGGAAGGAUAGUGAAUCCUGUGGAUGGAUCAGUGGGUUUGAUGUGUUCGGGGAACUGGUCCCACUGCCAAGCGGCCGUCAAUGCGGUCCUCAACGGCUCGUCCAUCACACACAGCCCUCUCCCUGGUGCACCCGCGUCGCACCAGAUCAUCCCUCCUCACAAGACCUUCGACAUUCGCCACGUGGCCAAAGACCCCGCCCCUGAUGAUGGCAGCUCGGACACCCCGCGCAUCAACAAGACCAAGGCCCCGACCCGCCGGUUCAAACGGCUCGACUGGUCCCAGUACCAGCUCGGAGAAUCGAGCCGCAACGCAUGGCCGCUCGAGACCAUGAACGCCUCGGCUGAUGUCCAUUUCGAUGCCGGUUCUGCACUUGGGUUUUAUGAUCGAACCAAUGUCGAGGAUGUUGGUUUGGAGCUAAGGCUUGGUUAGAUAUAAGUUGAAUCAAGUCAACAGAAAAGUAUUAGAAAUCAAUAACUAAUAACAAUAUAUAUAGUUUUGCUUUGUUAAAUAAACUCACUACCUGCAUAAUGGGAGGAGAGAAAAGAAAACCUGUCGUGGUCGAUGGGAUCUUAUGUAUAUAUAGGCUCGGUGUUUAUGCAAAUCAUAUUUUAUGUCGCUAAUAGAGAAUUCCCUGUAAGUUAUAUGCGCAUUAAAGAAAACAUUUAUCACA
Molecule: messenger RNA, 1022 nt
Organism: Tarenaya hassleriana
Lineage: Eukaryota; Viridiplantae; Streptophyta; Magnoliopsida; Brassicales; Cleomaceae
Product: LOB domain-containing protein 42
Exons: 3
Coding region: 131-781 (216 amino acids)
Biological process (GO): regulation of gene expression
Source: RefSeq, a predicted model, not a curated record